AAGCCCAGAGAACAGUUUCAGUUUUGACAAUAGUCACCAGUGCCUUCCUGGAAGCUUCUAGAAGGGUACACACUGGCUUGCAGGCUGUGCCCGAAACUGGAUCACCUGGAGAGAAGGAAGUAGCUAAAACAUCUCAUACAAGAAGCCAACUGGAAUGGCCCAGCCCCCUUGGAAGCCACAAGCAAUGAGGCUGUCCUUGUUCACGCUCUUGGUAACUGUCUUCUCAGGGGUCUCCACAAAAAGCCCCAUAUUUGGUCCCCAAGAUGUGAGUCGUAUAGAAGGCGAAUCGGUUUCCAUCACGUGCUACUACCCAGACUCCUCUGUCAACCGGCACACCCGGAAAUACUGGUGCCGACAAGGAGCCAGAGGCAUGUGCACAACGCUCAUCUCUUCAAAUGGCUACCUCUCCGGGGAGUAUUCAGGCAGAGCCAACCUCAUCAACUUCCCAGAGAACAGCACAUUUGUGAUUACUAUUGAGCAGCUCACCCAGAAUGACACUGGGAGCUACAAGUGUGGUCUGGGUAUCAGUAACCGAGGCCUGUCCUUCGAUGUCAGCCUGGAGGUCAGCCAGGUUCCUGAGUUCCCAAGUGACACCCACGUCUACACAAAGGACAUAGGCAGAAAUGUGACCAUCGAAUGCCCUUUCAAAAGGGAGAACGCUCCCAGCAAGAAAUCUCUGUGUAAGAAGACAAACGAGACCUGUGAACUUGUCAUUGACUCUACUGAGAAAGUGAACCCCAGCUAUAAGGACAGAGCAGAACUUUUUAUGAAAGGGACCAACCCAAAUGUAUUCUAUGUUAACAUCCGUCACCUAAUGCACAGUGACGGCGGGCUGUACGUCUGCCAAGCUGGAGAAGGCUCUAGUGCUGAUAAGAAGAAUAUUGACCUCCAGGUGCUAAAGCCUGAGCCAGAGCUGCUUUAUAAAGACCUGAGGUCCUCAGUGACUUUUGAAUGUGACCUGGGCCGUGAGGUGGCAAACGAGGCCAAAUAUCUGUGCCGGAUGAAUAAGGAAAGCUGUGAAGUGAUCAUUAACACCCUGGGGACGAGGGAUCCAGCCUUUGAGGGCAGGAUCCUGAUAACCCCCAAGGAUGACAAUGGCCGCUUCAGUGUGUUGAUCACAGGCCUGAGGAAGGAGGAUGCAGGGAACUACCAGUGUGGAGCCCACAGUUCUGGUUUGCCUCAAGAAGGCUGGCCCAUCCAGACUUGGCAACUCUUUGUCAAUGAAGAGUCCUCCAUUCCCAAUAGUCGCUCUGUGGUGAGGGGAGUCACAGGAGGCUCUGUGGCCAUCGUCUGUCCCUAUAAUCCCAAGGAAAGCAGCAGCCUCAAGUACUGGUGUCACUGGGAAGGGGACGGAAACGGACACUGCCCAGUGCUUGUGGGGACCCAGGCCCUGGUGCAAGAAGAGUAUGAAGGCCGACUGGCACUAUUUGAUCAGCCAGGCAAUGGUACUUACACUGUCAUCCUCAACCAGCUCACCACCGAGGAUGCUGGCUUCUAUUGGUGUCUUACCAAUGGUGACUCUCGCUGGAGAACCACAAUAGAACUCCAGGUUGCUGAAGCUUCAAGGGAGCCAAACCUUGAGGUGACGCCGCAGAACGCGACCGCGGUGCUAGGAGAGACCUUCACAAUCUCCUGCCACUAUCCGUGCAAAUUCUACUCCCAGGAGAAAUACUGGUGCAAGUGGAGCAACACGGGCUGCCACAUUCUUCCAAGCCAUGACAAAGGUGCCCGCCAGUCUUCUGUGAGCUGUGACAAGAGCAGCCAGCUUGUCUCCAUGACCCUGAACCCAGUCAGUAAGGAAGAUGAAGGCUGGUACUGGUGUGGGGUAAAGCAAGGCCAGACCUAUGGAGAAACUACCGCCAUCUAUGUAGCAGUUGAAGAGAGGACCAGAGGGUCACCCCACGUCAACCCAACAGAUGCCAAUGCACGUGCCAAAGUCGCUCCGGAAGAAGAGGUAGUGGACUCCUCCAUCAGUGAGAAGGAGAACAAAGUCAUUCCGAACCCCAGGCUUUUUGCCGACGAGAAAGAGAUACAGAAUGUGGGAGACCAAGCUCAGGAGAACAGAGCAUCUGGGGAUGCUGGCAGUGCUGAUGGACAAAGCAGGAGCUCCAGCUCCAAAGUGCUGUUCUCCACCCUGGUGCCCCUGGGUCUGGUGCUGACAGUGGGUGCUAUAGCUGUGUGGGUGGCCAGAGUCCGACAUCGGAAGAAUGUAGACCGAAUGUCAAUCAGCAGCUACAGGACAGAUAUUAGCAUGGCAGACUUUAAGAACUCCCGGGAUUUGGAAGGCAAUGACAACAUGGGGGCCUCUCCAGACACACAGCAAACAGUCAUCGAAGGAAAAGAUGAAACCGUGACUUCCACAGAGUGCCCCGCUGAGCCAGAAGAAUCCAAGAAAGCAAAAAGGUCAUCCAAGGAGGAAGCUGACAUGGCCUACUCGGCAUUCCUGCUUCAGUCCAGCACCAUUGCCGCGCAGGUCCACGAUGGUCCCCAGGAGGCCUAGGCAGUGCUGACCACCCACCCCUGCCUGUGACAAUCAACUUGAGAAAUCACACUGAUCCACUCGCAGCCCACACUCACCCAUCACCUUGGCUCUUCCCUCCUGUCCUCAGAGGUGUGCUGGUUCCUUCCUCGGCCAUGGAAGCCUGGCCUAGUUACACCUGUUUAGGAGAGAGUGUGAGGCGUUCUUUUCUCUAUGAAGAGAGUGAGGUGGAAAUGAGGAGAUGAACCUGAGAGACAUCUCUGAGGGAAGAGGGUUCAGAAUAGGGGCUUGUUUCAGGAGAAAAAGCCAUUUGAAUCCUCUUUAUGCCCAUAUGAUAGGAUGUCAGCGUCCCUCUCCUCUCCUCCAUCUCUCCUUUCCUAUCCUCUUAAUUCAAACAACACAUCUGAGAACUCACUAGGCUUCAGUGACUACUAAAUGCUGAGAGCCAGGCCACAGCCUUUCUAUAAAUAUUACUGGAAGAGACGCCAUCUCCUCCCAGAUUGUGUCUUUUCACUAAGAUAAGACAUCAUUACCAGGCAUACCUCCUGCCUCUGUGCCUCAUAGGCAUACACAAGCCAUAGGGCAUCAUGAUUCUCAGAUGAGAAGAGAUUUUUCUCAAGAGUACCCAGUGAGAUAGACUAACAUCAAACCAGAUGUGGCAACUCCUGGCUCUUGGCCUAGGAUCUGACUUCAAGACCUCUGCUUUUAUUAGAGGUAGAACUUUAGCAUGGGGGAAAUUAAGAGAAAAUGAGUUAAAGGGGCAUGGUGGUGUGCUUCUGCAAUGCCAAUAUUAAGAGGUAAAAAUAGGAUCAGAAGUUCAAGGUAAUCCUUGGCCACCUAGGGAGUUUAAAGCCAGCCUGGGAUACAUUGAGACUUGGAUUCAAAGAAGUAAGAGGAGGGAGCAGGAAGAAGAAGAAGAAGAAGAAGAAGAAGAAGAAGAAGAAGAAGAAGAAGAAGAAGAAGAAGAAGAAGAAGAAGAAGAAGAAGGACAAAAGACAAAUGGAUCUUUCCUGGUCUCACCUUUCCCCUUCCUGUCACUCAUGUGGACCUCAGAUAAGGGAACAGAUACUCUCAACCUCUUAUAUUUGGAGAGUUUUGAGCAGACAGGAAGAAGAUGGAGCCUGGGAGCAGCUGUUCUUCCGAUAGUCAGAUUAAGACUGUACUUCUCUGAGCUCUGUACUUCAACCAGCACCUAGAGGCUGAAACCAACAAAUCAGAAAUGUCCAUUAAUAAUUAAAGUCUAUGAUUGCCAU
This is a messenger RNA of Mus pahari (shrew mouse), 3732 nucleotides long. RefSeq names its product polymeric immunoglobulin receptor (gene Pigr). The record is from RefSeq and is a predicted model, not a curated record. Gene Ontology annotation, cellular component: plasma membrane. NCBI's taxonomy places the organism in Eukaryota, Metazoa, Chordata, Mammalia, Rodentia, Muridae. Gene Ontology annotation, molecular function: transmembrane signaling receptor activity. The coding region runs from base 155 to 2500 and encodes 781 amino acids. The transcript is spliced from 11 exons.